Molecule: messenger RNA, 3265 nt
Organism: Neomonachus schauinslandi (Hawaiian monk seal)
Lineage: Eukaryota; Metazoa; Chordata; Mammalia; Carnivora; Phocidae
Product: zinc finger protein 268-like
Exons: 4
Coding region: 82-2220 (712 amino acids)
Biological process (GO): negative regulation of transcription by RNA polymerase II
Molecular function (GO): DNA-binding transcription repressor activity, RNA polymerase II-specific
Source: RefSeq, a predicted model, not a curated record
AACUACAGCAACCUGGUGUCCCUGGGGUAUCAAGACAGCAAACCCGAUAUCAUCUUCAAGUUGGAACAAGAAGAACUGUGGAUGAUGCAGGCCCAAAUCCCAAGUCAAGGCCAUCCAGAAAAAGUCUGGGAAAUUGAUGAUCAUACGGAAUGGCAUCAGGAAAAUCAAGGCAAGCUGGAAAGUGUGGCAAAAGGCUAUGAAUGUCCUGCAUUUGGAAAACUGUGUCUUCUUACUACAAAUUAUGUUUCUUCAAGACAAAAGCUUCAUAAAUAUAUCACACGUGGAAUGAGUUUUAAAUAUAAUAUAGAUUUCAAUAGUAAUUAUGCUGGAAAGAAUUCUAAAGAGUUUCGUGCAUAUAGGGAAUCAUUCCACCAUUCUAAACAUGAGCAAACUGUUAUUGGAAUAAAAUAUGGUGAAAGUAAUGAAUGUGGAAAAACUGUCAACAAGAAGUCACAACUCAUAUGCCAACAAAUGUAUAUAGGAGGAAAGCCUUUUGAAUGCAGUUUUUGUGGGAAGACCUUCAGCAGUAAGUCAUACCUUGCAGUGCAUCAGCGAACUCAUGUAGAAGAGAAACCCUACAAAUGUAAGGGAUGUGGGAAAGACUUCAGCAGCAAGUCCUACCUCACUGUCCAUCAGAGAACUCACACAGGAGAGAAACUUCAUGAAUGCAGUGAAUGUGGGAAAUCCUUCAGUUUCAAUUCACAGCUUGUUAUACAUCAGAGAAUCCACACAGGUGAGAAUCCCUAUGAAUGCUGCGAAUGUGGAAAAGUAUUCAGUAGGAAAGACCAGCUCGUUUCACACCAGAGAACUCAUUCAGGACAGAAACCCUAUGGUUGUAAUGAAUGUGGUAAGGCUUUUGGUUUGAAAUCACAGCUCAUUAUACAUCAAAGAAUUCACACAGGAGAGAAACCCUUUGAAUGUAGUGAAUGUCAGAAGGCCUUUAAUACAAAAUCAAACCUUAUGGUACAUCAGAGAACCCAUACAGGGGAGAAACCCUAUGGUUGUAGUGAAUGUGGAAAAGCCUUUACUUUCAAGUCGCAGCUCAUUGUACACCAGAGAACCCAUGCUGGGGAGAAGCCCUAUGAAUGCAGCGACUGUGGAAAAACUUUUGGUUUGAAGUCACAGCUCAUUAUACAUCAAAGAACUCAUACAGGAGAGAAACCCUUUGAAUGCAGUGACUGUAGCAAAGCCUUUAAUACAAAGUCAAACCUUAUUGUUCAUCAGAGAACUCAUACAGGGGAGAAACCCUAUGGUUGUAGUGAAUGUGGAACAGCCUUUACUUUCAAGUCGCAGCUCAUUGUACAUCAGGGAGCUCACACUGGGGUAAAACCCUAUGGAUGUAAUCAAUGUGGAAAAGCCUUUAGUUUGAAGUCACAGCUCAUUGUGCAUCAGAGAAGUCACACCGGAGUGAAACCCUAUGGAUGCAGUGAAUGUGGAAAAGCCUUCAGGAGCAAGUCAUACCUCAUUAUACAUAUGAGAACUCACACAGGAGAGAAACCACAUGAAUGCAAUGAAUGCGGGAAAUCCUUCAGUUUCAAUUCACAACUCAUUGUACAUCAGAGAAUUCACACAGGAGAAAAUCCCUAUGAAUGCAGCGAGUGUGGAAAAGCCUUUAAUAGGAAAGAUCAGCUCAUUUCUCAUCAGAGAACUCAUGCUGGAGAAAAACCUUAUGGAUGCAGUGACUGUGGGAAAGCCUUUAGUAGCAAGUCCUAUCUCAUUAUACACAUGAGAACUCAUUCAGGAGAGAAACCAUAUGAAUGUAACAAAUGUGGGAAGGCCUUCAUUUGGAAGUCACUACUCAUUGUACAUGAGCGAACUCAUGCAGGGGAAAGCCCUUAUAAAUGUAGUCAAUGUGAGAAAUCCUUCAGUGGAAAAUUACGGCUCAUUGUACAUCAGAGAAUGCACACAAGAGAGAAACCCUAUGAAUGCAGUGAAUGUGAGAAAGCUUUCAUUAGGAAAUCUCAGCUCAUUGUACAUCAGAGAACUCAUUCAGGGGAGAAACCCUAUGGAUGCAAUGAAUGUGGAAAAACCUUCUCUCAGAAAUCAAUCCUCAGUGCACAUCAGAGGACUCACACAGGAGAGAAACCCUGUAAGUGCACUGAAUGUGGGAAAGCCUUUUGUUGGAAGUCACAGCUCAUUAUGCAUCAGAGAACUCAUGCAGAUGAAAAACAUCUUGAUGAAUUAAAUGUAAGAAACUUUCUUCCAAAAGUCAAUUCAUAGGAAAUACCGGCAAAUUCUUAUAGAAGAGAAACUCUAUAAAUGAGAUCAUCUUGUUGUACACCAGACAACUAAUACUGAAUAGAAACCUAUAAAUGCACAGCAUGUGCAGGGUCACCCACAGAAAGCUGCUUUUUACACAUACCCCCCCCCGCCCCCCAGUAAAUGCACACAGGAAAGUUAUGAAUUUAGUGAACCCUGUGAAAGUUUUCAGCAUCAAGUCAUACCUUUUUUAAAGUUUGUACAGGUAAGGAACCAUAUCAGUGAAGUGAAUGUUGGAAAGUUAUUUUUUUACUGUGAUAAAAUUUGCAAAGAGGAAGUUUCACAAAGCAAGUGAAUAUAGAACACACUCCUUUGAAAUUCAUAUUAAACAGUAGGAUUUUCUUAACAGGACUUUAAUGAGAAAAUGGAAAGCCAAUGAAUGGCAGAAUUAUCAAAAUUACACAUACUUUAGGUAUCAGAAGCUCAUACCUUGGAGAAACUAUAAAUUAGGGAAAUUCUUGAUCUAGGAAAGACAAACUUCCAUUAAAAAAUUAAUAAUAUGUGAAUGAAGAGCUAUGACUAUGUCAGAUGGAGUAACAGAACGCUCGGUAGAAAGGUUCCCCUCACUGUUAUUUUGAUUAAUUUGGAAAAUAAUUUCCUUUACAAAGUAUUGUGAGGGAAAUUGUAUCCCAGAUGUUCCAAAUUGUUAGGAAAGGGUUGGAGAAAACACUCAACUAUAAAUGAUAGGCAUGUCCAAAAUAGAAUAUAAAGAUUUUUCUUUUUACUGUGUAAGUAAAUGCAAUCGGGAUAACCAGAAAUACAUCGUAAGACGUACAGGGAUAUUUAGAUGUUAUCUUCCUUUGUACUAUAUGAGUUUUGUGUAGUUUGGCAUUUUACUUGUGAAUGUCACAUAUGAGAGGUAAGUUAGAUAGAUACAUGCCAUUGCCCAGGGACUUGUACUUAGCAACAUUGUUUUUAACAAAUACAACUUGUUACUAGAAUAAUAUGAUUUAUUAAGAAUACAUUUCAAUACUACAGACCUUUUCUACUAUUUCGUACCCUUUGU